AUGCGUGUCCCUACAACCUUUGGCUCUCUAAUCUUGAGCGCUAGUCUUGUUGCCGCUCGCGCUUGCGCUCCCCAUCCCCGACCAACAACAAUAACAUCGGCCAGUGGCGUCGACACUAAAACCGAUGUUAGAUCUGCCUCUUCCACGCUCGCAACAACUACUUCUGGCUUGACCUCUCAAGAGACCACGACCGUGACUGAGUCUCAAACCGACGUUGAAUCUUUUGUUACACUUUCGACUUCUCUGACCGAGGAAGCAUCUCUCUCUACUCAACUCUCAACCACUUUCGGCCCAACUUCCCAAGAAACUCUGACCACCACUGAGUUUGACACCGCCGUCACGUCUUCAGCAACGCUCUCAACCUUCGAGACCUCUACAACUUCCGCCGACACUACAAGUAAAGUAACUGAAGUAACCACGACUACUGCUAGCCCUCCCGUUGAGACUACAAACAUUGUGCAAAACGGCGGAUUCGAAGAUUCCACCAUCGAGCCAUGGGAGGUGAUAGGAACCACUCCAUUUUUGCGGAACUUUAGCGCCGAAAAAGGCAAGAGUCUUUCGUUGCCUAGAGACUUCACUGACAAUGCCGCCAUUGUCUGUCAACGCGUCGCCAUUGAGCAGGGCUUUGAGUACACUUUCAAGGCGUCUGUGGCUCAAUACUGCAUUUUCUCGUUUGGUUCAAACAUUGUCGCUUGCGAAGAUAAUGCCAACAAGAUUCAAUUGACGGUUGAUGGAGUAUCUGGCUCUGACUCUGGAGAGUUAGGCAUCAUCGGUUAUAAUACUUUCAACGAGGUCUCGAAUACCUUUUCAUAUAUCGGCCCCAGCAUUGACCAGACGGAUCUUUGCAUUACCAUCAAAGUCGCCGAGGCCGCUUAUUACAUCUUUUACCUCGAUGACAUUUCGCUUAUUCGAGGAAGGGCUAUUCCUAUCCCUGAAGAGACGGAUUAA
Fusarium venenatum is the source of this 948-nucleotide messenger RNA. RefSeq lists its product as uncharacterized. The record is from RefSeq and is a predicted model, not a curated record. Lineage: Eukaryota; Fungi; Ascomycota; Sordariomycetes; Hypocreales; Nectriaceae.